AUGAAUGAAUGGACGGACCGGAGCGCAGCUCUUGGAAAGACUGAACUGACGCAGAGGCCCAGACCGCACGAUCGCUCGCUUCAAGAGGCGAUGAUGUGUCGUCAGCGAUGGCAGGACGGUGGUGAGGAGGGAAAAGAGAGAGAAGGGAAGAGGCGAGAAGCGAGCGAGCGACAGCUGGGGAUUAACCUAGACGGACGGGCGAGCCAGGGUCCCGGGGCACGCAGGUACCUGUACUUGCGCGACGCCGGGGGCCUGGCAAGCGCCCAACGCUGCGCCGAAUCAAAACGGCCGCUGGGCGCUCCACUGGCUGCCACAGGUAAGCAGCUUGGCCACUAG
Trichoderma aggressivum f. europaeum is the source of this 336-nucleotide messenger RNA. RefSeq lists its product as uncharacterized. The record is from RefSeq and is a predicted model, not a curated record. The coding region runs from base 1 to 336 and encodes 111 amino acids. The transcript has a single exon. Lineage: Eukaryota; Fungi; Ascomycota; Sordariomycetes; Hypocreales; Hypocreaceae.